AUGUUCUCCAUCGCAUCCACAGCCGAUCCCACCGCACUCGAUGACGGCACGUAUCUCUUCGACCAAACUCACGAUGAUCUCCUAUCGUUGCCAAUGUCUAAUGAUAGCAUACAUCUGAAAGGCGGCAUCGCACCUAUACCUGGGUUUAGCAACCUGGGCUACGGCCGCGAAUCGAGUGCGUCGUCCGUGCAAUACGGCGAUUCUCGCGAUACAUCAGAACUGGGCACAAGUCACGAAGGGGAGGAGUCUACUCCAGGUGCAUUCGUUAAUGGAUAUGGAGCCAACUAUACACCUUCGCCACUGCAAAAACCAUUCACACCAAACUCAGGCAUCAACGGCCUGACUAAUAUCCCGAACAAACAUUCAUCGCAUCUGAAGGGCAGCGGUUCGCAUGCGAUUGUCAACGGAAACGACGCGAAACCUCACUCAUCAUUGAAAGACCAUCGAAGGGACGCAGCGUUUACGACAAGAACACCACAGAGCCUGAGUCGCACAUCACAUGCAUCUUCAACCCCCGAGCUUCCGCAGUCACACGAGCAGCCGAAGAAGCAUCGAAGGACAAACUCUCUUCCGGCGAAAGGAAAGGUCAUUGAGAUGAAGGCGAAUUCAAGCAUACCUGCAGAGCUUUCCUGGCCAGAGUUUGGUAGGCAAUGUAUCCUAGCAGCAGAGAACAGUCGGCUCAACCCAUUCACUCUACAUCCUGCUGAGUACGAGCUAUUACGAGAUCAUGUAACUCACGCCCAGGUUACCAUCUACCUAAACAUCAGGAACGCGAUACUUCGCUUGUGGCAUCGCAAUCCUCUGGUAUACGUCUCUCUCGAAGAAGCGGCGGGAUGCGCUCGUGACAAGCGUUAUUUUGGCCUCGCGAAGGUGGCACACUUGUGGCUCAUGAGGAACGGAUACAUCAACUUCGGCUGCGCUGAGGUGCCUAAUACUACUGGUACACUACCCAAGUCGAAAGCCAAGGUCGCGCGAAGACGGACCAUAAUCGUGGUGGGUGCGGGUAUGUCAGGGUUAGGAUGCGCUCGCCAUCUGGAAGGACUGUUCGCCCAGCUUGGUGAUCAGUUGACAGAAGCAGGAGAACUGCCACCUAAGAUUACUGUCCUUGAAGCUCGCCCACGCGUUGGAGGCCGUGUCUAUUCACACCCUUUUCUCAAGCAGUCCGGCUCUACACUCCCGCCUGGGCAUCGCUGUACAGCUGAGAUGGGCGCUCAGAUCGUUACUGGAUUCGAACACGGCAACCCGUUGAAUUCGAUCAUCCGAGGUCAGCUCGGCAUACCCUACCACGGUCUUCGCGACAACACUAUACUCUACGACUACGAUGGCACGGUUGUAGAGAGGGGUCAAGACAUCUUGGUGGAGAAGCUAUACAACGACGUCCUCGAACGAGCGGCAGCAUACCGAAACAAGCCAGCAGCUCAUAGGACAGUAGAAGGUGAUCGUGACCUGAUGGCCUUUGGCCGUGAGCCAGCUGAUGCUGGUGGUCCUACCGUCGCCGAAUUAGAACACUCCGAUGCUCCCCUUUCCGCAAACGCUGCGAGCACCGCGUCGAUGAAGCAAGAAAAACCGACAACAGGGGUGGAGAAGCUAGCUGGUAGGGCGUACCAACUCAGCGCUGGCUUCAACCCGGAUGUCACAGCAGCUGACACGGUGCAAAGUAUGGGUUGGGAACUCAAAGCAGGUGCAUUAGGGACGCAGUCUUUAGAUCUUGACACGAUUGCGAAAGCGUCCCAGUAUCCCACACUUGGGCAGACAAUGGACGAAGGUCUUCUUCAAUACCAAUCGCUUGUCGAUCUGAAGCCUAGAGACAUGCGUCUGUUGAACUGGCAUCACGCUAAUCUCGAAUAUGCGAAUGCAGUAAGCGUCAACCAGCUCAGUCUGAGCGGCUGGGAUCAGGACAUCGGCAAUGAGUUCGAGGGCGAGCACAGCGAGGUGAUUGGAGGAUAUCAACAAGUUCCGCGCGGCCUCUGGCAAUGUCCCAGUCAGCUUAACGUCCGUUUCAACACCCCUAUCAAAGCCGUUCAUUACAACAUCGAGGAGCAGCAUCUAGGCAAAGCUGUCAAGAUUGAGUGCACGAACGGCGAUUUUUACGAGGCCGACCAGGUUGUUUUGACAACCCCACUGGGAGUGCUGAAGUCCGGGUCAAUCAAGUUCGAGCCUCCUCUACCUGACUGGAAGCAGGACGUUAUCGAACGAAUGGGUUUCGGUCUCCUCAACAAGAUUGUUCUCGUGUACGAAAAGGCCUUCUGGGAGCCAGACCGAGACAUGUUCGGCCUGCUCAACAAAGCAGAAGAGGAAGCCAGCAUGCGACCCGAAGACUACUCUGCGAAACGCGGACGAUUCUAUCUCUUCUGGAACUGUAUCAAAACAAGCGGAAAGCCAGUGUUGAUAGCGCUGAUGGCAGGCGACGCUGCUCACUACGCCGAAGCGACAUCGAACGAUCAGCUCGUUAAAGAGGUCACGGACCGGCUCGACGCGAUGUUCGCACCGAACCACGUUCCACUCCCAACAGAAGCGAUAGUGACGCGUUGGAAGAAAGAUCCGUUCGCCCGCGGCAGCUAUUCAUACGUCGGGCCACAGACACAAGCAGGAGACUACGAUAUCAUGGCGCGACCCCAUGGCCCACUACAUUUCGCAGGAGAAGCGACUUGUGGUACACAUCCCGCAACGGUGCACGGCGCUUACCUGUCAGGCCUUCGGGUUGCUGCGGAGGUUGCUGAGACAAUUUUCGGACCUAUCAGAAUACCCAGCCCACUUGUUGAAAAGAAAGUGGUCAAGAUCGAACAGUCGCCAGGGACACCCAGCGUCGAGACGAAACGCCGAUUCGAGCCUGCCGUUCCAGCAUCAACGUCGAAGUCGAGAGACAACAAAUCUGGGCGGAUACAACGCGACGAAGACUAUGAAGCUGCCAUUAUAGGGGCUAUAUUGGAACAGAUUGGUGAACGGCCAAUCAAGCCAGGACGUACGGGCGUCAACCCGUUCCUGCUUUUCACCAAAGACUUCUGGUACAUCUGCAAGCAGGAGUGCGAUGACGCCCACAAAGCUAGGACAGGCAAUCCUGAAGCCAAAGCACCGAAGCAAGAGAUCCGUAAUGCUGUGGGCUUACGGUGGCGCACGGCAGAGCAAGAAGUCAAGCAGCCCUACCUCGACCAAGCCAGCAACGCACGAGACGACGCGACGGCAAGCACAGCAGAUUUCAAGGAGCGCGUAGACACGUGGGACAAAGAAGCCGCACGCAUACGGCGCGAGUACAUCCAGGCCAACCCGCCAGAGGGUGGAAACGAGGAGCUCAUUCUUAACAGCCGCACAGCUAUCGAGCUGGGAGCCGGCAAGCGAUUGCGGAGACUCUAA
Alternaria incomplexa is the source of this 3351-nucleotide messenger RNA. RefSeq lists its product as uncharacterized. The transcript has 2 exons. Lineage: Eukaryota; Fungi; Ascomycota; Dothideomycetes; Pleosporales; Pleosporaceae. The coding region runs from base 1 to 3351 and encodes 1116 amino acids. Gene Ontology annotation, molecular function: oxidoreductase activity; protein binding. The record is from RefSeq and is a predicted model, not a curated record.